CAAAAGGAAAAGAUUCUCCUGGGUGUUAAACCUGGAACCUUAAGGUUUUAGAAAGAUUGCCGGACCAUCAGUUCUAGCACUCAACAUUUUUUAAGCAUGGAACAACUUACAUAUAUACAUUAUUAAAUCUCGCAUAUGGAAAAUGAGGCCCAGUUUUAGGUUAACUUCAGAGGCCUAAAGCGGUCGCACUCUAAGCUUUAGCUCAGGAUCGGCCCUGCGCCGAUUUUGGUCUUCUACAGGCUACCCGGCCUUUUGUCGGGUUUGAGUGCUACCCCAUUUUGGAUCAAGUCCAUCAGAUGCUCUAUGGGCCGAAGAAAUGGGAUGCAAAUUAAGGCCAGGUUUGAUGAAGCCGUCUACGUAAUUUCUGUGGGUUGGAAUGACCUUCUUAUGUUUUCCCUCAAAGGGAAGGACCUGAGAGUGUUUGCUCAACAGUUGGGUUCAGAAAUGGGUAAUCUCUUGAAGACUCUUUAUGAAAAAGUUGGUGGGCGUACAUAUUUUGUGAACAAUGUUGGUCCUCUUGGUUGCAUCCCGAACAAUCGGGAGCUUAGCGGGUUGGAGAAGUGCAAUAAAGAGUUGAACGUAGCUGCGGUGGAGUAUAAUCGUGUAUUGGAUGAAGUGCUUCUGAAUUUUUCUCGAAUUUCUGAUGACUCUACGGUUGUGGUUGUGGCAAACAGUCACAAGUUGUUCUGGAUCUCUUUUUCUUGAAAGCCCAGCAAUGUUUGGGUUUUCAAAUGCCACGGCUCCCUGUU
This is a messenger RNA of Rhododendron vialii, 749 nucleotides long. RefSeq names its product GDSL esterase/lipase At5g14450-like. The transcript has 5 exons. Bases 304 to 705 code for a protein of 133 amino acids. The record is from RefSeq and is a predicted model, not a curated record. Gene Ontology annotation, molecular function: hydrolase activity, acting on ester bonds. NCBI's taxonomy places the organism in Eukaryota, Viridiplantae, Streptophyta, Magnoliopsida, Ericales, Ericaceae.